This is a messenger RNA of Paramuricea clavata, 2664 nucleotides long. The record is from the annotation of a GenBank genome assembly. NCBI's taxonomy places the organism in Eukaryota, Metazoa, Cnidaria, Anthozoa, Malacalcyonacea, Plexauridae.
AUGGUGUUAAGCGCGUGUGGGCGGUGUAUAAAAUGGUGGGGAAAUUUUUCUUCCAUACAUCUCGCCGUUUCGUUAGGUCUCUACGAAGUUGUUAAAUUAUUAUGGGAGCACGGAGCUGAUCUGAAAUCUAAGACGACUAGAGGAAUUGAACCAGUAGACUUUCUCUUCAAUAACAUAUAUUCAGUACGAUCACUAGAAAACCACGAUGUCCGAGUUUCCGAAGCUGAAGAUUAUGAAAUCCUGAAACUAAUGUACGCCGCUGGGGUGGAUCUAGAUACGAAGGACAAAUGUUUCAGACAAUCAACUUUACUUCAUCGUGUAACCAAACUGAACAACGAAGAAAUUACAAGAUAUUUAAUUAAUCUUGGCUGUGACGUCAAUUGCGUUGAUAGCAAUGAUAAGACGCCAUUGCGACACUGUGUUGUUGAUGCAUUGGAAUGUGCUAGAAUUCUUCUUCAAAAUAAUGCUAAUCCUAACUCUCGGGAUAAUUUCGGUAAUACUAUUUAUCACGACAUGAUGAGUUACAGAUAUUUGGGAAAUUCAAAUUGUCCUCUUCAUUUUUUGCGUCUGUUACAUGAUUAUAAUGUUGAUCCAAAUGCUCGCAACGAUGUUGGGCAGACAGCUCUGCAUGUUUAUUUUGACAAUAUGAUACCAGGAGUGAGAACUGAGAAAAUGAUAGACACAAUGUUGAAAUACGGUGCUGAUCCCAACAUCACAGAUGAACUAGAUAGAUUGCCUAUAUAUUACUUGAUUGGAUGCUCACAUAAAACCUUGGAUGCAUGGAAUAUUAUAUGGUCAUUAUUAAUCAAAACUCUUGAUUAUGGUGCGAAUUUGAACAAAGUCGAUAUUAUCGGAAAGCCGCUGCUUCAUGAGCUGGUAGAAAGUUGUUUAUCCUGUCCGAAAUAUUUUGAUUCAAAAUUGUUCAAGGAAGUCUUUCGUUCAAGGUAUAAUGUUGAAGUGAAUUGCCAAGAUCUUCAUAGUCGAACAGCACUUCAUUUAGUAUCAGCGAAAGGAAACUGGACAAUGGCAGAAAUUCUUAUAAAUUAUGGCGCAGAUAUCAAAACUGAGGAUUGCGACGGUAAUACUCCCUUAGAUGUUGCAAUAUUGUGUAAGCAAUGGGCAUUUGCUAGAAAAUUGCUUCUCUUGCCGUUAAGACCCUGUACCAUCGUUGAUUACACUUUAACGAACGAACAUGCCAAUUCAAGUGAAGGAAAUCCGGGAGCUUUAAACCGAUUCAAACAAGUUUGCAGAAACAACAAUCAACAAGACCACAUUUACCAUAUUUUUCAAAAGAAGAAUAACAGUUUCCUGCACUGUUCGACUGAAGAAAUUCGUCAAAAUAUCAAAGAAAGAUUAGACAAAUUCCGCCGAACUAUGUCACUGGCCAAUACGUGCAUGCAACAAGAUAAAGCAUGUUUAAAUUCUGGGCGACAGUGCGCAGAAUGGACCCCAAACAAGCUUGAUAUAAUAGCAAAACAUGUUGAACAGGGUAAAGUUCUCUUUUUGGACGGAGUAGAAGCAGAAAUGCGUUUCUGUGGAAAUACAGUAUGUCCUGUUCCGAUAAUACACGGGAAUAUCUUCAAUGAGAUUAAUAAAUCGUCAUUGUUUGAGAUGUGUGAAGAAAACAGCGUUGGCGAAUUUCAUAUCAUUGAAGAAUGUGGGGAAGAACACUGCCUAAUUGCAAAACAAGUAUUUUGUUUGAUGACAGAUCUUGUACAGAAAUGCUCAGAAAUUGAUCCGAGAUUAGAAAGCAACAUUUUAUGGGCCGGGAGUAGUGCAGAAGGAACGAAGAUGUGGUUUCCUGAUGAAUUUGAUUUCCUGAUGGAGCUUGUGGGAUUGCGAGACAAAUGUGAAUUUAAUGAUCCAAUGUGGACCACAGCUAAGCUUCUCGUAAAAGAGGGGUAUCAAGAGUCGUGGUCAAAUUUUUGUCUUGAAGACUCGUACAUUCUUUCCAACGUCAAGCUAAAGAAGUAUAUCUCAACGUUGCUAUGGAAAGCUGCUUGUCUCUUGGAUAGGAGGAAAUAUAAGAAUAUUCGCUUCAGUUUAUGCAAGUACGACAAAAUCCUGCAUACAUUCAUUAAAACAACGAAAGUUGGUGUCAAUAUUACAGUUUGUUGGUGCGGUGAGAAAUAUAAGAACUUGAUAAUCAGCAUAGAUUUGACACCAGCAAUAUCCGUCACUCUCGCAGAAAAACAGUUCUCAAGGAUUCAUAAACACGGUGUUAGAAGAUUGGUUGAUAAUCAUAUUCACGUUAUUCCGUACGUUAAACAUGGUGAACACGGCCUCGAGUGGCGACCCUCAUUUUCGCUUACGGAAGUCCACAUUAUGAAAAAAUUACCACGGAAACAGAUCGCGCUUUAUAAAGGUUUGAAGUUCUUUCGGGAUAUUCACGAGAGUGUUUUCGCAGCAAUUCCUUCAUAUUAUUUAAAAACUUUCUUUUUUAACUAUAUCUUUCUGGACAGUAGUGGUCGUGACAACUUUUUGGUUGAGCAUGAAAAUUUUCAUUCCAGUUUGUGUCGCAUUCUUUAUCGCCUGAAUCUAGUUGCUUGUUCUCUGCAUGCCGAUGGAAACAUCCAACAUUUCUUCUUAAAUUAUCAUCUUUAUCUAAGUGAUUAUGAUAUGAGAUGGAUAAAUUCUACUCUGAAUAUUCUUGAAAAUUGCUAA